AUGCCUAAACGAACCGCACAGCAGGUGCUUCACGACGAAGAAAGAGUGAAGGAAGAGAGGAUGAAGGAGCUAGCUGAAAAGCUGGAAGGAUUGAGCCCAGCUGAGCUGCAGGACUUCUUGCAGGAUCUAUACUCAAGUAUGCAAGAAGACACCGAAAAUCCCCACGGCGUAUGGGUCAACAAAGAAAAAUCCUACAUCAUCCUGGAGUUGUUUUAUGAGGAAGGGUGCCGCCACAUCAGGUACGAUUACAAAACAGAGACACUGGCGGAUGGUCCUAGAGCCCAGACGAUUUACCGUCGGUGCCUGCCGCCCAAGCCCGGAGACCCAGUCGAAUUUCUCGCCAUGAUUAGGCAUGAGAUGGUAGACUGUGUGAGCCUCAUCUGCAAAGACGCCGCGAAUGUGGUGAAUGUCACGAACGCGCAGCAGUGCGUGGACACGGUCACCAGUUGCGUCUACGCCCUCUACGCCACUUCGGCGUCCAUAACUUGUGAAGACGAGCCGUUCAAGUCCCACUGGAAAAAAACUCGAGGGUGGGAGCUCUCCUCCGCAGACGAUUCUGGAUGGCCGACCAAUUUUGUGUAA
Molecule: messenger RNA, 582 nt
Organism: Cordyceps fumosorosea ARSEF 2679
Lineage: Eukaryota; Fungi; Ascomycota; Sordariomycetes; Hypocreales; Cordycipitaceae
Exons: 1
Coding region: 1-582 (193 amino acids)
Source: RefSeq, a predicted model, not a curated record